UCGUGGUCGCCGCGCCUCCUCUGUGACGUCCGUGGCCGCUCCUGGAGACGUUUGUUGUCGCUGCGACUCGACGCCGAUCGGAGCACUCUCAUUACGCGGACCGGGCUGUGUGAUGCUCAGCUGUUCGUGUCGCUGACGCAGUGUUAUUUCUUUCUGUCGCAAGCGAAGCAGGACAGAUGUUCCGUUUUGUCUGGGCCUUCCUGGCUUCGCUCGGGCUCGCCGCCGGCCAGUUCCAGCUCUCGCUCCUGAGUUCGCUGCAGCCUCCGCCCGAGCCGCGCACCCUCCUUCGCCCGCCUCCUCCGCCCCCGCCGCCCUCGCCCUCUACCCCCGCCGUAGCUUCUCGCCGCCCACCGUUGUUAAGCCACGCAGGGCUGACGGGCCUGGCGCCCCCGCCCCCUCCUACGCAGUUCGCUGCCUCGCCCCCUGACGUGUCAAAUCCCUUCGCAGCCUUGUUGGCCCCGCAGAGCUCGGAGGACGCCACGCCCCUGCCGGCGUUGUCCUCGCCCACCACGAUCCGUUUCACCAUCGAUGACGUUCCGAGCUCGUUCGAGCCGUCGCUCUUUCCGCCGAGGGAUAUCUCUCUUCAGGAAGGCCUCAGCCAGGAUGGAAGUCUCGCGUCCUUCGAGGCGUCGAGGUCCUCUCUGGAGGACGAGGCGCCGCUCGCCCCCUCCCCCGCUGGAGCCGAGCCUCUCGGUCAGCUCUUCUUCUUAACUUCAAAGGAAGCCCGGGAACCAGGGGUAGCCCCUGGCGUAGGUGGGAGAGCCUUUGGGAGCGACAAGGAACCGCUGUCGCCUCUCGCGCCUUAUCUGGGCGCUGCCGACGCCGACUUCAAACCAUCUUUGUAUUUUCCUUUUCUUCUCGACUCGACGGAAGAACCUCAGAACGAAUUCACGCUCAUUGAGGAAAGGAACCCGAGGAUCAGCUCCUUCCUCCGCCCACAGCCGCCCCAAUUCUACGAGUCUUCCUCGGACGUCUUUAUUCUCAAGCCGGUCAAGGUCGUUUCCCCAGAGGGCGCGGAGGAGAGCGAGGAGGUGGCCGGGCGUCCUGCUGACCAUGGCAAGACCAAGACGCCCGUGCCCGUAAUGGUCGACAUGGACGGGGGUAAAGACGCCUCGCGGGCGACUCCCAAGGCCACCAAGCCGCCCCCGACGAGGAAGACCCUGCACUUCGACGAGGAGUUCCUCUCUCUCCUCAGAAACGCCGCGGCCGACAAGGGCAACAAGCCAGAGACGUCCUCUCAGGCGAGUCCCUUCUGGCUGGACCUGGCUAGUGAGAAAGGGAGCGGCGCAUGGCGAUUGAAGGGCGCGGAGGCAGCCUCCCCUCCGACCCGCCCAAGGGCAACAACCCCCAGGAACAACGUAGAGGGAGGAUUCUUCACGAAGUCAAUAAAAAGUCUCACGUCGAGCGUCUCUAGCUCAUUCAACAUUUCCAGCAUCUCUCUCGCGACCAACUCGACGGACAGUCUUCACUUGCCCACAGAAGCUCUCUUUGAAUCUGAAGGACCAAAGAUAGUGUCGGUCGGCGAGGUUGGCGAGGUGCCCCAUGACCUCGAGGGCGCCCACACCCACAGCGCGCCCGCGACGCUCUCGGCCUCGCUGAAGCACGGCGUGCAGGCCCUCAACGUCAGCGCUCGGACGUCCGGCUGCCCGAAGCUCUACGGGAAAGUCGAGCUCACGUGCGACAUCCAUCAUGACGCUAGCGACAACACCUCCAUGAAAAUGAUGUGGAAGAAGAAGUCGUUCCUGAAGGGUCGUCCCGAGGAGCAGAUCGUCGCCGAGGACUCCGACUUGAUGCUAGAGGAUCCCCGCCUCUCCCUGAAGCGCCUGAAGGACUCCUACUCCUUGGUUAUCAAGGAUUUCAGACCGAAGGAUUGCGGGACUUACGAGUGCGAGGUCCGGGCAGCGGAUACAGUCGCCGCCUCGCAACUGCUUCUCUUUACUUGUCUCUGAUCCUUCGUCUCCACUUUACUUCCAUUCCCUUAUCUUUUAUCGAAAUUCUACAUCUUGUUUCCGCGUCUUAUACCCAAAAGCGUAAUAUUUUAUCGAAACUUAUUUGUUACCUAAUGUUUCAUAUGAACUCUCCAUCAUGACUCCUGAUACCUAAUCAUUCCUCUCAACUCACCAUCUUAUUCCGUAGAACCUAAACUUAUAUCUUAACUAAGCAUCUUAUCACAAUACCCAAACCUUUCAUCUUGAUUCUACACACAACACCUACGUCUCGUACCCACCAUGUUCCAUUCUUGAGUUUUUACAUCUAUGUUCUGUUCCUCUGCUCUACGUUUUGUCACUGAAUGAUUAUGUUCACCUGCUUCCUUCAUUGAAUUAUUUAAAAAUGAUUUAUCUGGCUUAGUAUAAGAGUCAAUCUUCAUAUUGUUGAUUUUUGAAUGGGUAUGCUUGCAUUAUGCUGUUUUGUGUAUUUAAUUUAUAUUUUUGUUUUAAAAUGUCGUGUGU
Messenger RNA from Penaeus monodon (black tiger shrimp), 2450 nucleotides. Its product is annotated as proline-rich protein 36-like. The transcript is spliced from 2 exons. Bases 177 to 1949 code for a protein of 590 amino acids. The record is from RefSeq and is a predicted model, not a curated record. Lineage: Eukaryota; Metazoa; Arthropoda; Malacostraca; Decapoda; Penaeidae.